AUGGCGACCGAAUUACACUCGGAAUUGCCCAUCAGACCCGUCCCGAGGGACAUUAGAAUUGUCACCACCGCCGGCAAUGACGAGAGGAGACACAAGCACUCCCGGUCUUCAUACUCAGAGGCAUCCCCCCUGACAUCCAGGAAUAAUUCGUUGACCUUUCGUCCCGCGAAGCGGCCAAUGCCCUCGCCCGACAAGACCAUUGCUGUCAUCAACGCCAGUGGAAGGCAGGCAGCUUCCCUCAUCCGCGUGGCCACCGCUGUCGGUUAUCAUGUACGAGCACAGUUGAGGAAUUUAGAGGGCGUAGUCGCUACCGAGGUAGCGACGAACCCAAAUGUGACAAUUCUCCAGGGCGAGCUAUACACCAAGGAACGUCCCGCAGAGACGGCCAAUGUGGAUGUGACACAAAAUGGCCCCAUCUCCGGCAUCGGUGUGAACCACGCCCUAAUCUCAGAGCUGUUCCGAGGCGCCCAGCUGGCCUUCAUCAACACGACAUUCUACGGUGACGAGCAACGAAUUGGGGAGGCCCUCGCAGACGCCGCUAAAAGGGCCGGAAUCCAGCAUUAUAUCUACUCCUCGAUGCCAGACCACCACGUCUAUAACAAGGACUGGCCAUCGCUGCCGCUGUGGGCAUCCAAGGACAAAGUUGAAGCGUACGUUAAGAAGAUCGGGCUGCCCUGCACCUUUGUCUACACGGGCAUUUACAACAACAACUUUACGUCGCUGCCGUACCCCCUUUUUUGCACCGAGCUCCAACCAGACGGUUCCUGGAUCUGGCAAGCGCCUUUCCACCCUGACGUCAAACUCCCCUGGCUCGACGCCGAACACGAUGUGGGCCCUGCUAUCCUCCAGAUUUUCAAGGACGGCGUCAAGAAGUGGGGGGGCGGGAAGCGCAUCGCCCUCGCCUAUGAGAUGCUCUCCCCCAAAGAAGCUUGUGAGGUUUUCUCGCGGGGAGUUGGCCGGCCAGUACGCUAUAUCCGAGGCCCGAUUGAGAUCAAGGUCAAAAUUCCCGAGGGAUACCGCUGCCAGCUGGAGGCGCUUGAGGCCCUCUUUGGGCUUGGCAAGGAUGACCCCACGAAGCAGCCCCCUUACUUUGGCGACAUUGAGCUGGAGAAGAGCUGCCCGACAGUGGCCAUGGAGUUGUGGGAGGGCCCGCGCGGUCUCGAGGAGUAUGCGCGGGAGGUGUUUCCUCUAGAGGAACAGGCAAACGGGCUGACAUGGAUGCUGGAGGAUGACAAUGCCAAUCAUCAUGGCAAUGGCUACGCUCACAUUCAAGAGCAUCCACACCAAAAUGGCGACAUUUCGACAGAGCCGCCUGAAUCAGACGCCGAGGACGACGACGAGGGCCUUGUCAUGAGGGGGUUGAAGCGGGACGAUGAGGAGUGGCUCGCUUAG
This is a messenger RNA of Canariomyces notabilis, 1392 nucleotides long. Its product is annotated as NmrA-domain-containing protein. The transcript has a single exon. Bases 1 to 1392 code for a protein of 463 amino acids. Gene Ontology annotation, cellular component: nucleus. The record is from RefSeq and is a predicted model, not a curated record. NCBI's taxonomy places the organism in Eukaryota, Fungi, Ascomycota, Sordariomycetes, Sordariales, Chaetomiaceae.